Messenger RNA from Oryzias latipes (Japanese medaka), 4780 nucleotides. It is a transcript of the gene kcnab1a, whose product is annotated as potassium voltage-gated channel subfamily A regulatory beta subunit 1a. Gene Ontology annotation, molecular function: potassium channel regulator activity; transmembrane transporter binding; voltage-gated potassium channel activity. Gene Ontology annotation, cellular component: voltage-gated potassium channel complex; cytoplasm; membrane. NCBI's taxonomy places the organism in Eukaryota, Metazoa, Chordata, Actinopteri, Beloniformes, Adrianichthyidae. Gene Ontology annotation, biological process: potassium ion transport; transmembrane transport; regulation of potassium ion transmembrane transport. The record is from RefSeq and is a predicted model, not a curated record.
AGCGCCGGCUCUGCAGGAGCUGCCCUGCUGAGCAAAUCAACAGCAGCACAACAAGGCGGCAAAAACGAGCCAAACAUCCAAACACAGAGCAAACGCUGGAGCCAGAGCCGGAGAGACAGAUGAGAUGGUAGGGGAGAAAGAAAGUGGGGCACACGCACAUUAGUGACAACAUCAGCAGGCAAGUCCAAGGAAAGAGCUUGGGCUCGGAGAGGCAGAGAAAGGGAAGGAAGAUGGAAAAAGUGCUGAUGGCAGAAGUGUGAUGGUUCACCCCCCCAGGACCUGAGAGUGACCCCCUCCACCCCUGUGGGUUUCCUCCUGCCCUUUCUCUGUAUCCAUUCUCUGACCCUAUACCCUCCUCCUUCACCCCCCUCUCUCACAUACCAUCGCUCGCGCACCAUUCCCACAGUCAGACCAGGCGGAGAGAGCUGCCUGUAUCGCAUCUCUGCCUCUCUGUGCUCGUCUCCUGCUCCUCUUCCAUUCAGCUGCAUUCGCACGCUCUGCGGAGGAAAUCCUCAUGGAAAAGCCUUCAGAAGCUCGGCAUCAGAGGAAAGACGAGAAACAAGACAACCUGUGGGGGAAUGAUUUCAAGAUCUUGCAAAAAAUAACUAAGGAGUCCUUGUUCCUUUUAGUGUGUUGAUGAUUGACUUAUUGUGCCGUCUCUUUUCUGAAAGGAAGGAUCACGAGAGGAAAGUACUGCAGAUCUGUUUUACUUCAAGAAAUGAACAAAGGAAGACUGGAGGAGCCUAAAAGGAACUUUAGAAGAAACAAGACAAUCUGAACACAAAUCCACAAAAGGAAGGAAUUCAAGACAUAACAAAAAACUUGAAAGACUCUGUGUUCCUGCCAGUCUUGUUCGUCCUGGGUUCUGACUGCCCCUCAAAAGCUCAGCCAUGCAGGUGUCCAUCGCCUGCACGGACCACAACCUGAAAAGAGGAAAUGGAGACCACAGCAAGCAGAGUGCCACCAGCCCCAACGUGGUGAACCAAGCCAGGGCCAAGUUUCGCACCGUGGCCAUUAUUGCUCGCAGCUUUGGCUCCUUCACUCCACGCCACAUCUCACUCAAAGAGUCAACAGGGAAACAUACAGGCAUGAAGUACAGGAACCUUGGGAAGAGUGGGCUCAGAGUGUCCUGCUUAGGACUGGGUACCUGGGUCACAUUUGGAGGACAAAUAACAGACGAGGUUGCAGAGCAGCUAAUGACCAUAGCCUAUGAAAGUGGAGUCAACUUGUUUGACACAGCAGAGGUCUAUGCCGGCGGCCGGGCCGAAAUCAUUCUAGGAAACAUUAUCAAGAAGAAAUGCUGGAGGCGAUCAAGCUUUGUCAUCACCACAAAACUUUAUUGGGGAGGAAAAGCAGAGACAGAGAGAGGACUAUCAAGAAAACACAUUAUUGAAGGUCUAAAAGGCUCUCUACAGCGAAUGCAGUUGGAAUAUGUUGAUGUAGUAUUUGCAAACCGCCCAGACAGCAAUACUCCCAUGGAGGAGAUCGUUCGAGCAAUGACCUAUGUGAUAAACCAGGGCAUGGCCAUGUACUGGGGGACUUCCCGAUGGACUGCCAUGGAGAUCAUGGAGGCCUAUUCGGUGGCCAGGCAGUUUAAUCUGAUCCCUCCAGUGUGUGAGCAAGCGGAGUAUCAUCUCUUCCAGCGCGAGAAAGUCGAGGUGCAACUGCCCGAACUUUACCACAAGAUAGGAGUCGGGGCAAUGACAUGGUCACCUCUGGCAUGUGGCAUCAUAACUGGAAAAUAUGAAAACGGCAUCCCAGAAUCUUCAAGGGCCUCCAUGAAGUCUUAUCAGUGGUUAAAGGAGAAAAUAAUAAGUGAAGAUGGACGAAAGCAGCAAGCCAAGCUGAAGGAGCUCAACCACAUUGCAGAGAAGCUGGGCUGUACCCUGCCCCAGCUGGCCGUGGCCUGGUGUUUAAGAAACGAAGGAGUGAGCUCUGUCCUGUUGGGAACAUCAAACCCUGAACAGCUGACUGAAAACCUCGGGGCCAUCCAGGUCCUUCCAAAGAUGACCUCACAUGUGGUUUCGGAAAUUGACCAUAUCCUGGGCAACAGACCGUACAGUAAGAGAGACUACCGCUCCUAGACUCAGCUGGUGGACACCAAGGGGAAGGCUGUACCUUCCCUCUUAACCUCUGCCACCUUGGACUCUCAGUUUCGGCGUUCAUGUCCGUGGUCCUCACCUUGGACCUCCGUUCACUUCAGCCUGGAAUGGACAGCCAUGUCCGGAGGGGCUGCAUACUGUGUCUGUUUGAGACGUCUCCCACUUCUCCAGCUUCUAUACCACCAAGGUCAUCUCAGGUGCAGUCUAGCUCAGCUGAAAGAAUUGUUCAGAAAGUAAAUGUAAAAUCCUGGUGUCACACAAACACGCAGGUAUGCAGACCUUCAAGAAGCGACUGUCAAAGCUUUGAUUUGCUGACAUGGUCAAAAUGUUACAUCCUCCAGAUCCAGUUCUUCUCAUCUUGAAUAACAAGACAUACAGUCUCGGACCUGCAGAUGAUCCUUUCUGUCUGGUUCUUAUACACAAACACAGUCAUCCAAGGCAUAGCUGGAAUGAAUGCACUGACAUUUGUGGGGCAUUUCCACUUUUUGGAGGUAUUUAGAGUUGAUGUGCCUUGCUCGAGAGCACCUUUAUUUAUUUAUUUUUUACCCAUGGAACCAGAUCGAUUUCCCACUCCAGCAUUGGUGUGUCUGCCUGCUUAAAUUUCAGACCUUUACAACAAAUAAAUUAAUCUGAGCAUAAAAAAUCUCUACUGGACCAAUAUUUUAUUUAUGAGAGCACCUCAGCUGAAUUCAUGAGUGCCAGCUACUCGGAUUUGGAUGGACCUCAGAUGAGUGAACACACGGAAGCUUCAGCUGCAUGCUGAAUGCAGAUCACUUAGUCAGUGCUUUCAUUAAUACACAGUGCAGAAAAACAGAAUUUGCAUAUGUGCUUCAAAACGUUCGCCUUCUGUGUCAAAGGUGCGAGCUCAAGUCGUAAAGUCGAUGAGACGGCAAGGCGACCCAUUAAAAAGAGCUUUAUGAAAAUGUACAAAGCCUCCUCACCCUGUCACCCAAAACUAGCUUUAAGGUACUUUAAAAGUGUAAUUUAUUCUAUAUUUGAAACUGAAUAUCACAAAAGUAGCUUUCAGUGAACCUCAGCGUAUCAACCAACAGAUGCAUGUUUCAGAUAGUGUGCCUCUAAUCUAUCUCUCUUUUUUUUAAAUAAAUGCAUAAUAUAAAAAGUUUAAGUAAACAGAAAAGUAAAAGCUUGCCUGCUGUAGCAGAGGAUUGUGGGACAUCAAGGAAAGCAAUUUGGACUCAGAAAGGAAGCAGAGUGGUAAAAUGUGAAGCAUGUCGCCCCCUGGUGGUCAAUUUGAUGAACUCUGCUUCAUGUAAAAAAAGGAGAAAGUUCCUUUCCUACCCAAAAGUUUAAAAAGAGUUUGCAUUUAUUGAUUAUGAAAAACAAUGCUUGUGCACUCAAACUGCAUUUAAACAUUAAAAGAAGCUUGCAUUUAUGAACUGAAGUUAACAGAGGCCUGGAUUAGUCCUGGUCUGCUUACAAAAACUGCAGAAACUGCUUGGUAAUGAUGCAACGAGGCAAAUGUACAAGUUAUUUGGGAUGUGACGAAGGUGAAUCAUAAUAUUUAUUCAUACAGUAGAGUCCUUAAAUAUUACUUUUAUUUCUACAUCUUGCAAUUCAUUUCUGUUUUAAAAUGUUUAUAUAUUAAAUAUAAUAUUACACCUUGUAAAAUAAUAAAAACCACGUGGAAAGCUCCAUUACAAAUAAACACUCUGCUGUAUUGUAAGGCUAAGAUAUAAAUAGGAUGUAAAUAGAGUUGCAGUCACAUCAGUUGCAGUGUUGUUUCCAGAGAGGUGUGUUCAUUGUUAUAUCUUUUUCAUGUUAUGUUGACUCAAACAAGACUUGUGGUCACUGACUUGAUGAGUUCAUGAGGAUGGGGGGGGGGGGGUAUGUGCGUCUUUUUGGUUGUUUUGGGGAAAGAAGCCAUCACUGAGACCAGCAGACGUCCCAGUCUUCACUUUUGUUGAGGUUUGUUGACUCGUGGCACAAACCACCCUGUAAAUGUUCGUUACACACUGGCCCCCCUGCAGGAUUAACCAACAGUGCUUCAAAAAGGCUCAAUGACCCGCCCCUUUAAAUUAAAAAGUUAGAAACUGGAGGAAUGUUUGCUCUAUUGGGUUUUCCUUCCAUGCAGCUUGAUGUGAAAAAACAUGUGACUUUAUUAUUUUUGCUGCCUUUGAAUGCGUUUCAACACCACAGCCUGGCAGAGUGCCUUGACCAGAGUCCUGCAACAGAUUUACCUUCAGGGAUGUCCUUAAUCACAUGUCAGUGUUGGGACUAUGAAGUAAAAAGGUGAAGUUAGAAAAAAAUAUGUAUUUUUUACAAAGGUAAACUGGAAAAUUUCAUGCUUUUUCACUGAUGAAGGUGUCAUGUUUAGUUAUGAAAAGGAAAACUCUGGACUUUGUCACAGUAGGAAGUAGAUGUGAAUUUAAAUCUAGUUUGACUCAUUCUAUGCUGUUAAACUGAUUCAACCUCUACAAGUCCAGACAGAAAUCUAAGAUUUAAGAGAAUAGCAAACAUAAAAACUUUUACCCAAGUCUCUAAUGUGCACAUCACAGCAGAGGAGACUGGUGGUUUGUAAAAGGGGUUUUAAAAUAAACUUAACGCUGCUAUAGCUUAUUUAGUGUGAAACAUUCACCCCUUCAUUGUGUUGUCUCUGCUAAACAGUAGAUUCUCUGUAAAUAUUUGACAUGAAUUAUAAAUAAAUGCGCUGCAACUGA